This is a messenger RNA of Ruditapes philippinarum (Manila clam), 518 nucleotides long. RefSeq lists its product as uncharacterized. The transcript is spliced from 4 exons. Bases 21 to 518 code for a protein of 165 amino acids. The record is from RefSeq and is a predicted model, not a curated record. NCBI's taxonomy places the organism in Eukaryota, Metazoa, Mollusca, Bivalvia, Venerida, Veneridae.
UUCACCGAUUACUGAAGUGCAUGACAAUGCUGGUAAAGAGAAGGGCACUGCAGCACUUUUUUUUACAGACGCUUUGCUUUAGAAUGAGUUUUCGACAUAUUGUUAUUAUCGGAUUAUGCGUGACUCUUUGUUCAAACAGCUCUGAUGGACAUCAAAAAAGAGCGACGGAACCAUGUCCCAGAGGUUUGACCCUAUCACUUGGCGAUUGCUUCUUACACACAAAUGUGGCACCGGCUUGUUCUGCAAUGGGCAUCAUGUUUGUGAUAAAUGCACACUCAAAAGUAACAGACAGUGCCCUAUUUCAUAAUGUUAUUCAAAGAAUAACUGAAAUAACAAAGGAGUUACUAAUCGCGGACACGACUCUUUUACAAGUUAAGAAAAUCAACGUUACAAUGGAGAUGGUAAACGACGGUCCUACAUGGGAUUUACAGACAAAGGGAGAAGACAUUAACUAUAGCUUUGAUUUUAAAAUGUUGGAAGGUGGUUUGUCGGUAGAAUGUCGAAUAACUAUAUUAUGA